This is a messenger RNA of Aspergillus homomorphus CBS 101889, 876 nucleotides long. It is a transcript of the gene pre1, whose product is annotated as proteasome core particle subunit beta 4. Gene Ontology annotation, cellular component: proteasome core complex, beta-subunit complex; cytosol; nucleus. NCBI's taxonomy places the organism in Eukaryota, Fungi, Ascomycota, Eurotiomycetes, Eurotiales, Aspergillaceae. The record is from RefSeq and is a predicted model, not a curated record. Gene Ontology annotation, molecular function: peptidase activity. Bases 104 to 715 code for a protein of 203 amino acids. Gene Ontology annotation, biological process: proteasomal protein catabolic process. The transcript is spliced from 5 exons.
CCAGCGACGAGGUCCUAAUCAUCAUCUUCCUCUCCCCACAUCUAUACAUCCUCUUCUCUUUCAUUUCCUUAUUCCGCUACCUUUCCAAACAGAGAACGUCAAGAUGGAGGUACUACUCGGCAUCACUGGCAAGGACUUCGUCAUUCUGGCGGCCUCCAAAGCUACCAUGCGAGGUCCCACCAUUAUCAAAGCCGAAGAUGAUAAGACAAAACAGCUGAACAAGCACAACCUGAUCGCCUUCUCCGGUGAGGCGGGAGACACUGUGCAAUUCGCCGAGUAUAUUCAAGCCAACAUCCAGUUAUACACCAUGCGAAACGAUACCGAGCUGGGUCCGAAUGCAGUUGCCAGUUUUGUCCGAGGCGAGCUGGCACGGAGUUUGAGAUCCCGGAAUCCUUACACAGUCAACCUUCUGCUGGGCGGAAUGGACCCCAUCACUCAGAAGCCUCAUCUAUACUGGAUAGACUACCUGGCUUCCGUGGCUUCUGUACCUUACGCGGCUCACGGCUAUGCCCAAUACUACUGCUUAUCCACUCUUGACAAACACCACCACCCCGACAUCUCCCUCGAUGAAGGUCUCAAGCUACUGGAAAUGUGCACGGACGAGCUGAAGCGCAGGCUACCGAUUGAUUACAAGGGGGUCCUUGUCAAGGUGAUAACCAAGGAUGGUGUGCGCGAGUUGGACUUUGAUAAUAACAGGAUCGUCAAGAGUGCCUAAUGUGUUGUAUCAUACCAAUGAUUGUCUUAUGUUUUCGGUUUACGGGACUUGGUUUUCUGAGAGGAUCGGUUAGCAUGGCAGGAUAUUUCCCAUGACUUUGACCGGAACUUAGUCUUGCCCAUGAUUACGCCAAGGUAGAGAUUAAUAGCAAUGACUAUGCG